Messenger RNA from Macrosiphum euphorbiae (potato aphid), 1245 nucleotides. Lineage: Eukaryota; Metazoa; Arthropoda; Insecta; Hemiptera; Aphididae. The record is from the annotation of a GenBank genome assembly.
AUGACUCAAUUUCUGCCGCCCAAUUUGCUAGCGCUUUUCGCGCCGAGGGACCCAGUCCCUUACCUGCCACCGGUCGCCAAACUUCCGCACGAGAAGAAGACCCGUGGGUAUUUGGGCGUUGGGAGUUUUAUGGAUUUGUUCGAAGACCCUGAAGACACGCCUCCUCCAACAAAAAUAGAAACCCGAGAAGAACGAUUAGAGCGUCGUCGACGCGAGAAGGCCGAACAAGUGGCAUACAAGUUAGAACAAGAAAUCGCUCUAUGGGAACCACAUUCAGUUGCGAACGCUACAACAGAUCCAUUUAAAACACUAUUUGUUGCCAGAAUUAAUUAUGAUACAUCCGAAUCAAAAUUACGAAGAGAAUUUGAACUUUAUGGUCCUAUAAAAAAGAUUGUUGUCACACAUAAUAAGAUUGAUGGUAAACCGAGAGGGUAUGCUUUCAUUGAGUACGAAUAUGAACGUGAUAUGCAUUCUGCAUAUAAACAUGCUGAUGGAAAAAAGAUUGAUGGACGCAGAGUGUUGGUGGAUGUUGAGAGAGCACGGACAGUCAAAGGAUGGCUUCCUAGAAGAUUGGGAGGUGGAUUAGGGGGUACAAGACGAGGUGGACCAGAAGUGAAUUUGAAACAUUCAGGUAGGGAAGAUAACGAACGGGAAAGAGAAAGGUAUGCUCGUGAAAUGGCUGGUAGUCGUUCCGGACGUAGUGUUACCACGGAAAGAGAUCGAGAACGUGAUUAUCGUGACCGAGAUAGGGAUCGUGAACGUGAACCAAGACGUCCUCGUAGUAGAGAUCGUGAAAGAAAACGUCAUCGUUCUAAGUCACGUUCCCGCGAGCGCAAGAGACGUCGUAGCAGAGACCGCGGUGCUAGGGAUGUAGAGUAUGAUGAAGUUGAAGAGGUUCCCGUUACCAAAUCUAGAGAUAAAGAUCAUGAGCGUUUAAGAAAAAGAAAGCGCAGUCGUUCUAGGGACCGUGAACGUAAGAAGGAUCGCAAAGAAAGGGAUCAUCAUCGCCGAGACAAGAGUAAAGAUCGCCGUGAUAAACACGAUAAAGACAAUUCUGAACGUGAUGACAAAAUUCAUAUUAAGCAAGAACCUGUUGAUGAAUAUGACAAUAAUUAUGACAAUUACAAUAACGAGUAUGAUGGUUAUAACAGUCCUCAUGAUGAUUAUGAUCCAGAUAUGGUUAAAAAAGAGGAACCCGAUGAAGAAAAUGCAAAUGGUAGCCGUUACAGUAAUAAUGUAAUAUGA